UCAGCUAAGUAAGCAAGUGUUUACAAAUUGGUGAUUACAGCGUUAGCUACUAGAGGCUUAUAUAACCUCGAAUAUUUUCUUAGUGUAUACCGUAAAAAUUCGCAGUGAUUACUUAUAACCAAUCGAGUGAUGGAAAGCUUCGGAGAUUCAAUUAGAGUGAAAAAAGAACCAAAUGAAAUUUGGUCAGAUGUAGGCGACGAUUAUAAUUUCAAUUUGAUGUAUUCUUACAAAGUCAAAAACUUUGAAGCAUCUCCAGUCUUUAAAACAUCAGAAAAUCCAAUGAAUGAGAAUAUUGCUUUACAAAAAAAGUCGGAUGCAAAAAUAUCUAUAGAAUUUGAGUGCAAAGAUGUUAAAGUUGAACCGACGCCUCAAUCGACAGCUGUCUGCAAAUCUGAGGUUCAAAAUGUUCAACCUAUUAUAGCUAAAAUGGAAAACGAAAAUCAGAUCAAUGACGUGAAUGAAAAUAUAUUCAUUGAUUUGGAAUGCAAAAAUGUGAAAUUUGAACAAAAAACCAUCCACAAAACUGAAUAUCAGUGUAAUCUACCCAUUGUGAAAGUAGAAAAUCAAUUUCAGAUGAAUCUGGAUCGAAAAACUUAUCUGGGUGAGGCUAAUCUAGAAACACAUAUCAAUCCAACAAGUAAAAGAAUUAGAACACAUGAAUGUGAAAUUUGCCAUAAAUCAUUUGAUUAUCCAAGCUACCUCAAACGUCAUGUUAAUGCAGUACAUGAUCGGAGCCAAUCGUUCGAAUGUGAGAUUUGUCACAAAUUAUUUGGAUACCAGAGCCACCUCAAAUCUCACAUUACUACAGUGCAUGAUCAGAGUAAACCCUUUGAAUGUGACAUUUGUCAUAAAUCAUUUGGACUAAAUCAGAAUCUCAAAUCUCACAUUGAUAUAGUGCAUAAUCGAAGGAAACCCUUUCAGUGUGAGAUUUGCCACAAAUCAUAUAUCUGCAACGGUCACCUUAAUACACACAUGAGUGCAGUACAUAAUCGUAGCAAACCCUUUGAAUGUAAGAUUUGUCACAAAUCAUUUGGAUACCAGCAAGUACUCGAUAAUCACAUUGGUACAGUACAUGAUCGGAGCAAACCCUUCGAAUGUGAUAUCUGUCACAAAUCAUUUGGGCGAAAAAGUUACCUCAAUCUUCACAUCAAUACAGUACAUGAUCGGAGCAAACCCUUCGAAUGUGACAUUUGCCACAAAUCAUUUGGACAAAAACAACACCUCAAAACUCACUUUACAGGGAUGCAUAAUCGAAGCAAACCCUUUGAAUGUGAUAUUUGCCACAAAUCAUUUGGACAAAAAGGUAAUCUCAAAUCUCACAUAAAUACAGUACAUAAUGGAAGCAAACUCUUUGAAUGUGACAUUUGCCACAAAUCAUUUGGAGAAAAAGGUAACCUUAAUAAACAUAUGAAUUUAGUACAUGACCGUAGAAAACCUUCCGAGUGUAAUAUUUGUCACAAAUUAUUUGGAAAAAAAUGUAACCUCACUAAACAUGUAAAUACAGUACAUAAUCAAAGAAAACUCUUUUAAUGUGAGAUUUGUCACUUAUCAUUAAGACUAAAACAGAACUUCAAAACUCACAUAACGGAGAUACAAUAAUCGGGGCAAACUUCAGGAGCGUAAGAUUUGU
Molecule: messenger RNA, 1630 nt
Organism: Trichogramma pretiosum
Lineage: Eukaryota; Metazoa; Arthropoda; Insecta; Hymenoptera; Trichogrammatidae
Product: zinc finger protein OZF-like
Exons: 3
Coding region: 130-1530 (466 amino acids)
Biological process (GO): regulation of transcription by RNA polymerase II
Cellular component (GO): nucleus
Molecular function (GO): RNA polymerase II transcription regulatory region sequence-specific DNA binding; DNA-binding transcription factor activity, RNA polymerase II-specific
Source: RefSeq, a predicted model, not a curated record